This is a messenger RNA of Dichotomopilus funicola, 858 nucleotides long. Its product is annotated as ribosomal protein L11 methyltransferase. NCBI's taxonomy places the organism in Eukaryota, Fungi, Ascomycota, Sordariomycetes, Sordariales, Chaetomiaceae. The record is from RefSeq and is a predicted model, not a curated record. The transcript has 3 exons. The coding region runs from base 1 to 858 and encodes 285 amino acids.
AUGUCCACCCAACCCACCCCACAACCUCCCCUCGGCCCCGAGGCCAUCGCCUCCUGGAAUGCCAACGCAGCUUACUGGGACGCAGCCAUCACCAAAGACGGCAACAAAUACUGGCGCCGACUGCAAGAGCCCUGCCUCACCCGUUUCCUCGGUCCCUUCCUCUCCUCCGGCGGACGCGUACUUGACUUGGCCACGGGCAAUGGCCUCUGCGCGCGCUGGUUAGCUGAUAAGCUGCAGGAAUCGGGGGGUGAACCCGGCGAGGUCGUGGCUGCGGAUGCUAGUGAAGGUAUGUUGGAGGUUGCGAAGGGGUAUGGGGAUCGGGAGGGACGGAUUAAGUUUCGAAGGGUGGAUGUGACGAGUGAGGAGGAACUGAGAGGGUUGCAGGAGGAAGAGGGGAGGUUUGGGGUGGUGUUGAUGAAUAUGGCGAUUAUGGAUGUGGCGGAGUUGGGACCGCUUGCGAAGGCGUUGAGGGAGUUGUUGGUGCCUGGUGGGGUGUUUGUUGCCACGUUGUUGCACCCUGUCUUCUUCACAUCGAACGCAUCUCGCAUUGUUGAGGUCUCGUAUAACCCGAUGACCGGUGACCAAGAGAUCGUCCGCGGUAAACUCGUGAAGGAGUAUAUGUCUGUGCCACCGGCAAAGGGAAUUGCGAUUCCGGGGCAGCCGGCGAAACAGCUUUACAUCCAUCGCCCGAUCCAAGACGUGUUCUCGCCCUUCUUCAAAGCUGGUCUGGUGAUGGACGCCAUGGAGGAGCUCGCUUUUACUACCGAGGCCGCUGAGCCGAACCGCAUUGAGUCCACCGCAAACUACACGCAGCUACCGGCCAUCCUAGCGUUCCGGAUGAGGUUGCCUAAGAAUUAG